Oncorhynchus keta (chum salmon) is the source of this 1529-nucleotide messenger RNA. Its product is annotated as zinc finger protein with KRAB and SCAN domains 1-like. The transcript has a single exon. Lineage: Eukaryota; Metazoa; Chordata; Actinopteri; Salmoniformes; Salmonidae. The coding region runs from base 115 to 585 and encodes 156 amino acids. The record is from RefSeq and is a predicted model, not a curated record.
CUGUACUGACCCACUGAACUCUCUUCUCUCCACAGGAAUGAGUCCUAAUUCCUGCCACGGUAGUGAGGGAACUCUACCUGUACUGACCCACUGAACUCUCUUCUCUCCACAGGAAUGAGUCCUAAUUCCUGUCACGGUAGUGAGGGAACUACCUCAACACCAGAAGCGAUGGAACGACAACACCGGGAGAAAGAGAAGACACGGGCGACCAAACGGAAGAAGAGUCCAGAACAAAAGCAACCGAAGAAAAAAGAGACACCGAAGAAGGAAAAGAAUCCGAAGCAGAAAAAAGCUAAGAUGACCCACCGCUGCUUUAAAUGUGGAGAGGGAUUCUCCCGCGUCUACGACAUGCUCUUACACCAGACCAUUCAUAUAGAUGGAACGACCAUGUUUAAAACCAAGAAGGUUCACCGCUGUUUAACGUGUGGAUACCAAGCAUCCGAUGCACAUAAACUGAUGAUGCACGAGCGGAUACACACGGGAGAGAAGCCUUUCCAGUGCUCUGUGUGCGGGAAGAGAUUCGCUCAGAAAGGAAAUCUGAAAAUACACCAGAGUGUGCACAAAGGUGAGAAGUCGUACAUCUGACCAGUUGACCCAACUCUGGAAAUAUCUUUGUCCUCUUUAAAAGGUGAGAAGUCGUACAUCUGACCAGUGACCCAACUCUGGAAAUAUCUUUGUCCUCUUUAAAAGGUGGGAAGUCGUACAUCUGACCAGUGACCCAACUCUGGAAAUAUCUUUGUUCUCUUUAAAGGGAUACUUUGGGAUUUGGUAUUGAGACCCUUUAUCUACGUCCCCAAACUCUUGGAUACCAUGUUUAUGUUUCUGCUUGCAGUUUGAAGGAAGUUGCUGACUAGCGGCAGCACAAUUGACUUGCCUAGUGGAAUAAAGGUUCAGUAAAACAUCUAAAAAUAAUAAUAAUUGCUAACUAGCGUAGCGCUAACGCUAGUUGCCAUUGGCUCACAAAACAACUUUUAACUUCCUUUAUACUGGACACAGAGACAGAAAAAUGGGAUCCACAAGUUCAUCUGACUCUGGUGAAGUAGAUGAAAGACCUCGUUGCCAAAAUUCUGAAGUAUCCCUUUAAGCUUUUGUAAAAAAACAAAACUUUAGGUAUUUUAUCCGGAUAAUGUCACUGUUGUAAAAACAAAAUGUCAGAUAUUACACAUCAAUAAAUGGUUUUAGUUCAGUUUAGUUAGGUGUGACUAAAGAGCAGAGGUGUCAGGCAGAAGGUGUGACUAAAGAGGUGUCAGGCAGAAGGUGUGACUAAAGAGGUGUCAGGCAGAAGGUGUGACUAAAGAGGUGUCAGGUAGAAGGUGUGACUAAAGAGAAGGUGUCAGGCAGAAGGUGUGACUAAAGAGAAGAGGUGUCAGACAGAAGGUGUGACUAAAGAGGUGUCAGGCAGAAGGUGUGACUAAAGAGGUGUCAGGCAGAAGGUGUGACUAAAGAGGUGUCAGACAGAAGGUGUGACUAAAGAGGUGUCAGGCAGAAGGUGUGACGAAAGAGGUGUCAGACAGAAGGUGUGACUAAAG